Molecule: messenger RNA, 3897 nt
Organism: Syngnathus typhle (broad-nosed pipefish)
Lineage: Eukaryota; Metazoa; Chordata; Actinopteri; Syngnathiformes; Syngnathidae
Exons: 3
Coding region: 234-1067 (277 amino acids)
Source: RefSeq, a predicted model, not a curated record
GUGAGAGAUAUGAGUUGACUCAUCUUACUACUCACAUGUGGCUUUAUCUGACUUGACACAGAUAAGCAGAAGGGUUGGCGUCUGCCAUUGCGAUGUCAAGUCGAGGCUGAAGUCCGGCCAAGAUUAAAAGGGACGGCUUGUUACUUUUGUGUACUUUAUAUUUGUGCUUGAUUAAAGUUGCAGUGUGGGUGGAGACUUGCUGAUUUUUUUCUGGGGGUCUUGAGUGAAGGAGGAUGGUGAUAUUUAAAGUUUGGCUCGCGCUUUUGCUCUUGCCGAGUCUAUUGGGAGUCAACAUGGAGCAUCUCCAAGGAGAGAAUUUGCAUCUGCUACCUCCUGAUCAGCAUAAUGUGGUCAUGAAUUAUGGAAUGAAAGUGUUACCGAGAGAUUGCCACGAAAUGUUCAUGAGCUCUUCAGGUCACGCCAGGGACGGCGUGUACCUGAUCCAACCGGGGGACGCCCCAAUCCUGGUCUUCUGCGCCAUGCAGGAAGGAGGAUGGACCGUAGUCCAGCACAUCACCGUUAACAGUAGCGUCAAUUUUGACCGAGUGUGGGCCGACUAUAAACGAGGUUUCGGUGACGUCACUGGCGAUCACUGGCUCGGGAACGAAUACCUGCACCAGCUUAGUGGAGGCCCGGCACGCUACAAACUGGGAGUGAAACUCGUGGACCGAGACGCCGUGACGAAAAUGGGGGAGUACGAUCCGUUCCUGGUGGAGGGCGAGUCAUCGGCGUACAGGUUAAGGCUGGGUUUGUUUCAUGGCACGGCCGUGGACGCCCUUACUCAGGACACGGAGAACUACCUGCACGAUAAUCAAAAAUUCACCACUAAGGACAGAGACAAUGAUAAUUACUUCCAGAACUGUGCCAAGUUGGAGUUCCAGGGAGUGGCCGGUGGAGGUUGGUGGUACGACGCCUGCGCUGGUGCCAAUCUGAACCGAAGAAAUGUCAUCUACUGGCAAAAGGACUGCAACAAAGAGCGAUUGUGCAAGUACGCAUGGAUGAUGGUGAAACCGUCACACACGGUUAAAACUGUUCAUUGCGCUGACUGCAAAAAAGAUGAGUUAUGAAAAGCUUCUCAGCAGAAGAUGCAAUGUGGCUCUGGACAACGAUCAGGUAAUUGUACAAAAAAAAGCUCUCCUGGAGGCUUUUUAAAUACUAAAAGUAGAAAGGUCCCAGAAAAAUAUGGAUUUAAAAAAAAAUUAACAUCAAGACUCAAUAUAUUCUGCAGGAUAUUGACAUUUAUUUGAAGAAAAUGGAUAAACACAGUUUCUAAAAUACAGAAGCAUAAAAGCAACAAACCCAGAAACAACUUCACUAUCCAGUAUAAUGGAAACAUACUUUUAAAUUCCUGGUUUGAAAGAGUCUUUCAAAAAAGGAAAAAAAUAUUGGCUUUGCCUCCGUUUAAAAAAAAAAGGCUAUUUACAAAUAGCAACUUUGUGAUGAGAGCUGUAUUUAGAGUGCUGUGGUAUAAAUACAGUGAAGAUGCGCUCUAAUAAUUAAUUGUGCCCAGCAAACAGGAUGCUGCCUGUGCUUGUAAACAACAGCACGUUAAAUUAGAAGCUAAAUUAUGUCAGACGGAAACAAUUAUUUGCAACACAACAGGGCUGUACCCUUUUAAACAGGUGACAUCCACUGGUGGAGAUUUUUCCUUGAGGGGGGCCAAGGAUAUUUUGGGAGAUCCUCAAAAUUUGCAAACCUCCAAAAUUCUUUAGAAAACACUAUGUUCCCUACUUUUUCAGCCUUCCAGACAUCUUUGGGGGGUCAGCAGUGCCCCCGCGGCCCCCCUCUACCUCCGCCAGUGGUUCCGAUCCAUCUCUUAUAUGGCUCCCUCCAUUUUGUGUUGGCACAGAAAUUUUGACAAAGUAGCAACAGGCUGCCUCUCACAGAUAGCGUGGAAAGGACUUAAAAUGUCACUAAGGACUUUUUAAACAGUUGGUUAUGAUAUUUUUUAUAUAUAAGAUUAUUUUAUGUUUGUUAAAUCAUGUGAAAAUGGAAUCUAAUAAUCAAGUGGCUUUUUAGAGCACCAACAGAAGAUGUAAUGUAACAUUCAUUCAACAUUGGAGGUGAGGCCUCCAUUUUGAAAACCCACAGCUUCUAAAAUACUUCAAGAAAGUUUGGCACCGACCAUUGGGUUUUGUCCGUACCAGUAGAGUUUCUCCUCAAUCCGCUUUUUCUUCCACUGGCAGAGUAGAAGCAUGCGGAAGGUCUUUUGGAAAGUUUUGUUGCAGAGGGCGUAGCACAUUGGGUUGACGGUGCUGUUGACGUAGCACAGCCAGUAGCCCAGAUGCCACAGGGACACGGGGAUGCAGUCCGAGCAGAAGGUGGAUAUCAGCACCAUGAUGUUAUACGGCGUCCAUGUUAGGAUGAAGGCCAGGAGGAUGGCGCUGAGGGUCUGCGCUGCCUUCCUCUCUUUAAUCAGCACCAUCCUCUUCCUCUUUGUCAUCUGGUUCUUCAGCGUGACAUCCUUGAACGCCGAAUGGGCGGCCGGAGCGUUGACCGACUCCGCCGAGGAUGCCCCGGUUUUGGCAUCGCCGUUUUUGCCCCGGUGCGGGGCCAAGGCGUCUUUGGUGGCGGGUUUGAAUUUGUACGACACGCACUUGCUACUCUUCUGAGAGUUACUUUUGGGCGGCGUUUGGAAGAAGCUGUCCUCGUCGUAGCUGCUUAGCUGUUCGCUCUCGCUCCCCGCCACGCUCUUGCCGCCCUCGCAAACUUGGUUCCCCAAAGGGGGCUGCAAGGUGGACCUGUCUUCAUCUUCUGAGGACGCGUAGCUAUUGGAGGCGGUCAUGGGACCGGUUUUGGACCACUCCUCGUUGGUGGAGGCGGUGGACUUGGCGGCGUGGCUUGAGGAUGACCAUGAGGCUUGGGUGCGGUCCUGCGCCGCAGAUUUUAGCUUGCAGCUGAAACACGAACGACUGAUCCGUGCCCGGGUGACGUCGGGUUGUGUGGACUGAUUCGCUCCCUGAAGCUCCGCUAAAUCCUUGGUCCGUUUUUCUGUUUCUUUAUAGAUCCGACAGUAGAGGAUAGUCAUGACUGACACGGGGAUAUAAAACGCUGCAAUAGCGGUUCCAAACGUGAUAAUGGGCUCUGAGAAAAACUGAAUCUGGCAUUGUCUUUCGGGGACGGUUCUUUUGCCCACAAAAUAUUGCCAGCAUAGGAUAGGCGGUGCCCACAAAACAAGAGACACCAGCCAGGCUAAGCCUAUCAUGAUCCCGGCCCGCUUUGGAGUCCGUUUGGCUCUGUAGGUGAGAGGCCUGGUGAUUGAGAAGUAUCUGUCGAAACUGAUCACCAGCAAGUUCAUGACUGAGGCGUUACUGGCCACGUAGUCCACAGCCAACCACAGGUCACAUGACAGAUUGCCUAAGGCCCAGUAACCCAUCAGGAUGUAGGAGGUGUACAGGUUCAUGGAGAAGACACCGAUAAUGAGGUCAGCAGCCGCCAGACUCAGCAAGUAGUAAUUGUUCACCGUCUUGAGUUGGCUGUUGACUUUAAAGGAGAGCAUCACCAGGAUGUUCCCCACUAUGGUGAUGAGACUUACAAUGGCUGACACGGUCGCUAUGGCGACCACCUCCCAGAGAUUGUGGGUGACCACUUGGAUAUCCAUUGUGCUGUUGUUUACUGUGACAUUUGGGCCAUGCGCAGCUUCCAUAGUUGUGGGGUUAGUUGCACCGCACCAUAAAGAGAUGUGUUGAAUUUGACAUUUCCUGUUAAGAAAAAAAAAGGGGGAUUGGGGAGAAACAGUUAUGAAGGAAAAUGCAUUUUGUAGCCACUAGAGGGCGAUAUUUCAAACCGGUGAGCACUAACAAUGCAUUUUUGAUGGAAAUUUUGCUAAAUAUUAUGGAUUUAGUGUAUUUCCAUGUAGGAAAUAAUUACAAAUAAAAUGAUUGGUUCAGUCUACAA